This is a messenger RNA of Rhinichthys klamathensis goyatoka, 1715 nucleotides long. RefSeq names its product growth factor independent 1A transcription repressor a (gene gfi1aa). The transcript has 7 exons. Gene Ontology annotation, cellular component: nucleus. The record is from RefSeq and is a predicted model, not a curated record. Bases 166 to 1317 code for a protein of 383 amino acids. NCBI's taxonomy places the organism in Eukaryota, Metazoa, Chordata, Actinopteri, Cypriniformes, Leuciscidae.
AAGUUAGCAUGUGUAUUUAAGGCGCGUGUUUGCGCUGCUGUAGCUGGAGACAGGCAGGUCGCGCGCAGCAGUCACAUCAUCUCUAGCGGAGAACAGCAGCGCAACAGGCAGGAUUGGAGAGCCGUGAGUGAUUGGUGACCCUGAACCCGAUAACGGAGAGUAAACAUGCCGAGGUCAUUUUUGGUGAAGAGCAAACGGGCGCACAGUUAUCAUCAACCCCGUUACCUGGACGACAACUGCAUCCCAAUUGAGAAACUUCUCACGUGCCAAGAGAGUCAAGCGGGGCAGAUCCCCGAGAGCCCGGUGGGUAAUCAUUCCCCUAAAGCCAGCAUGGUGUGCACGGCGGAUCACUCCUCUCAACAGUCCCCGCUGAGCUGCGAGGGCAGUGUGUGUGACCGCUCAUCCGACUAUGAGGACUUCUGGAGGCCACUGUCAUCCGGAACCUCUCCAGAUUUGGAUAAAUGCGCGCUGCCUUCUCCAGACGACUCGCAGCCUUUUGACUUGUCUUUCCGUCCGUAUGUUUGGGCCCAUUCAACAUCCGAGCUAAGACACCUCAUUCAAUCGUGCAACCGUGUUUCUGCGGAUUCAGAGACAUCAAUGGGGGUGCAUGAGGCCAUGGACAGAAGGCCGGGUGCCCAUCUUCUCAUUGACCCAGCACAAUCCGGCCGAUUUUACCAGGACUAUGGCUCUCUGAACACGAACCUGCUGGAUAGUAGAGGCUUUUAUGCAGACUUCAAGAUUUCAACUAAAGUGGCAGAGAUCGAUUCGGAGUCUGAUAUUAUGUCCAGGAGACUUCAACUAAGCGGGUCGUUCAAAUGCGUAAAAUGCACUAAGGUGUUUUCUACCCCUCAUGGGUUGGAAGUUCACGUGCGGCGGUCCCACAGUGGCACGAGGCCCUUCGCGUGCGAUAUCUGCGGAAAAACUUUCGGCCACGCGGUCAGCCUGGAGCAACAUAAAGCUGUCCAUUCACAAGAAAGGGUCUUCAGCUGCAAAAUCUGCGACAAAAGUUUCAAGAGGUCGUCCACUUUGUCCACGCACCUCCUCAUCCACUCGGACACCAGACCAUAUCCCUGUCAGUACUGCGGCAAACGAUUCCACCAGAAAUCAGAUAUGAAGAAACACACGUUCAUUCAUACAGGUGAAAAGCCACACAAGUGUCAGGUGUGUGGCAAAGCCUUCAGUCAGAGUUCAAACCUCAUCACACACAGCAGAAAACACACAGGAUUCAAGCCUUUCGGAUGCGAUCUGUGUGGCAAAGGAUUUCAGCGCAAAGUAGACCUGAGGAGACACAAAGAAACGCAGCAUGGACUAAAAUAAUGAAAAAAAAAAAAAAAUUUGUUUUGUUUUUUCCCUUACAUCUGUUUGUUUGCACAUGCAUGUGACACUAUGUAGAAUUAGAACAUAGGAUAAUGUUGUGGUUUUAUGGAUUAAGAAAAUAACGAAUUAAUUUGCUGAUGUCAGAGAGAUUUCCUACACAAUUCCAAGUAGGCUAUUUUAUAACAAGCUGUGAUAUUUUGUCCCUGCAAAAUAUUUAAUAAAUGGACAAAUAAAAUACCAGUUCUCUACUAUUUUUUACUUCGAAAUACAUAGGCCUUUUAAAGGUUUAGGAUAAAAAUGUUACGACAUAUCAAGGCUAAAGCGGAUUUCGUCAAUGUUAAACUCAUAUUCUUGUGAAAGUGUGAUAUAUGUAGUUGCAGAUAUAGCAAUUGUUAACA